Molecule: messenger RNA, 933 nt
Organism: Capsicum annuum
Lineage: Eukaryota; Viridiplantae; Streptophyta; Magnoliopsida; Solanales; Solanaceae
Product: putative F-box/FBD/LRR-repeat protein At4g03220
Exons: 4
Coding region: 1-933 (310 amino acids)
Molecular function (GO): protein binding
Source: RefSeq, a predicted model, not a curated record
AUGAAUAGUGAUGUAACAGGUGAUGAUCGAAUUUCAAAAUUGCCAGAGCCAAUUUUGCAUCACAUCCUGUCUUUCCUACGUGCUAAAGAUGCAGCACGAAUGAGUACAUGUUCGAAGGCUUGGGAUACUUCUUGGAAUUCACUCCCCUACUUAGAUUUUGGUGAUAUUUUCGACAGGAGGUCAAAAGGUCUGUAUGUUGUUAUAGAUCAAACUCUAGCAAGUAGGAAAAAGCACAAGAUUUCCAUGCAAAGGUUCUCUCUAUGGCUAGGCUAUUAUGUUCGACUUUCUUAUGUUGACAGACGGAUUAAGAUACUCAUAGCUUGUAAUAUGAAAGAGUUGAAUCUAAGAGUAGAAAGACAUGAUUAUCUAGCCAACAUCGCAUACAGCAGAUUGCCCAAUUCAAUCUUUGCUGCCAAAUCACUAAAUGUACUGAGUUUGUGUGGAUUUAAGAUUGAAUUGCCCGCUGAUGAUGGUAGGAUAAAGUUAUCAUCUUUGCGGCUGGAAGUUGAUGAGACUUUACCAAAACUGAAAAAGAUUGACUUGGUAAACCUAAAACGUGGCUGUUCGGUACUCCAAAUGGUUCAUAUUGAUAUUGCAGCAACUAAUCUCGAAGACCUUAAGAUCGACGACUUUUAUGGGAAUAUAAAGACUAUGAAGAUUGCAAGUGACAGCCUCAAACAACUGACCAUAUGUGGUUGUAACAAUUUGAUUGAUGUUGACUUGGACACUCCUAAUAGAAUAAAGAUCCUCUGCUUUAAUGAGAAGUUUACCGUAUGCUUGGAUUCAAGGAAGCGUAAAACGGCAAAGCGAAGGUGGCCGGAGACAACGAUGGAAGGAAUUGGAGGUGGAGUAAGGAGGGAGUUUGGAGAAUCGUCAAUGGAGGUUGAAGAAGAUGAUGUUAAUGAAGAUACACAAGAAUGUUGUAUCUAUUAA